CCUCACUUCUCCUUAACUACUUCAACCUCCUAUACUUCCACUGCGCAUGCACAAGCACACCGUUCUCCGCGCACACCACGUAGCGAGUAGGUUCACAAAAAAAAUGGCUUGCUUCCAAGCUGCAACAUUGUCUCUCGUUGUGCUAAGCAUAGCUAUAUCUGCCGUCGUCAUCUCGACGGAGGCCGCGGACGCUGUUGUUGACGCGCCGAGCCCAGCUCCGUCGGGGCCUCUCAACCUGACCGAGAUCCUCAGGAAGGCCACCCAGUACAACGCGUUCGUUCGCCUGCUCAAGGACACCGAGGUGACCUCGCAGGUGACCAGCCUGCUCGACAGCGACCGGAACGCCGAUGGGCUGACGGUGCUGGCCCCGACUGAUGCCGCGUUCGGGGCGCUGAAGCCCGGCACGCUCAACCGGUUGGACGCGCAGGCGCAGUCGCAGCUGGUGCUGUUCCACAUCCUGCCCAAGUACUACAGCUUCGUGUCGUUCGAGACCACGACCAACCCGGUGCGCACGCAGGCCUCCAGCCAGCACGGAGUGUGCACCGUCAACGUGACCAGCGGCGGCGAGCAGCAGGUAAACGUGUCGUCGGGGCUGAUAGAGGCCACGCUCGGGAAGCCGCUCUACUCGGCGUACCCGCUGGCCGUGUACUCCGUCGACAAGGUCCUGCUCCUGCCAGAAAUCUUCGGUCGCAGCGCCGUGAAGGAUGGAGCAGAGGCGCCGGUAGCGGCAAGAAAGCCGCAGAAGCAAACCCCGUCGGCGACGGCGACAGGUGCUGCGGCUGAUGAAGCUCCUGCUAAGGAGGCAGAUGCGAAGGCCGAGGCGGGAGCCAGUACAAGGACCGGGUUGCCGGCUUUUGCGGCGACUAUAACCGGGGUGGUCCUGAGCCUUCUCACUGGUUAAGCGAAUGCAGUCGAGCCACGUACAUGUGCCUCCGCAUUUUAGCUGUGUUCAAGCAACUUUUCACACCUUUUCAUCUGAUGUGCCCAAUCAAUAUUGUUAAUAUGUAUUAAUGUGAUAAUGUCAUGUUGUAUGCAUAUAUAUAAGCUAUUUUAACAAUCAA
Molecule: messenger RNA, 1061 nt
Organism: Phragmites australis (common reed)
Lineage: Eukaryota; Viridiplantae; Streptophyta; Magnoliopsida; Poales; Poaceae
Product: fasciclin-like arabinogalactan protein 13
Exons: 1
Coding region: 47-901 (284 amino acids)
Source: RefSeq, a predicted model, not a curated record